Molecule: messenger RNA, 1262 nt
Organism: Dreissena polymorpha
Lineage: Eukaryota; Metazoa; Mollusca; Bivalvia; Myida; Dreissenidae
Exons: 2
Coding region: 242-886 (214 amino acids)
Source: RefSeq, a predicted model, not a curated record
AGUGAGUUACGUGUGUGAACAGAACAACGUGCCAGUCUUCCUACUAGCAGGAACGGUCAUUGAGGAAAACGAACACCGUCAAUCGUUAUCGACUUGCGCCGCGAGUGGGUAAAGUGUCUUGCUUGUUGCCACUUUCCAGCGGGGCGGAUCUUUAUAUAUCAAUUGAACAGGUUUUGCGUAGAGACAAUACAAGUGGCUUACUCAGCGGUACUGCGGAACACUCUGACACUGGCAUUCAGGUAUGGAUAGACUCUGGACAUGGCUGAGCUAUUGCUACAUCUUGGUCACCGUAACACAGGCCGUCCCUCUCGAGGCAGCAGCAACGCACAGCAUGGGACACGUCAUCAAAGUCUGCCACGCAAAAGCACUGGGUGACGUCAUCAAGGAGAGUGUGGCGUCACUCGACUCGGAUGAUUUAAAUAACGAUCAGUAUGACAAUGAUAUUUUGGAACGUUUAACGAACUUCAUUGAACAAAACUCUAAAAUCGGUGUAAACAACGUGCCGUUCGAAAUUGAUGUCCAUCGCAACAAAUUAAGUGAUGAAACCAUUUACAUAUAUAGAACAUCACUGAAAAACUGCAUUAAUGGUUUAUUGACAAAGAGUGCACCUGUAGGAAUCGAAGAAUCGACAGACCCAUACGAUGAACAGACCCAUAUGUUUCCUGAAUACGACAUUAAUGGAGUUUUUAGCGAUAGUCACGACGUAAUCAAUGACGUCAAGCGUUUCAAAGACCGUCAAUCAGUUGCGUUAAAUCCAACGGGAUGGCGCAAGCGCCGGAGUGACAGAAAGCGUGAGUCCGAGGAAGGCGCCCGGGCAGUGAUCAGGAACAUGCAGGAGCUGCUUGAGAAGCGCCAGAGACUGCAGUUCAACCCGACCGGGUGGUAGCAGUGAUAUCAUCUAAGGCUGCAAUGUGGUCGCGAUUUAUGAAAAAACUUUGCAUUAACAAGCCUUUGCCCGGACACUGUCUUAAAAAGAACAUAUAUCAGUUUCAUAUUUUGAAUUUAGAAUGUUGGCGAAUAAAAAAGAUCAAAGUACAGCGGAAUUACAUUUCAUACAUUAAAAUAUCAUAAAGUAUUUGUAUGUACGAAAUAAACUCCAUCUCUAGAAAGAAUGCGUUGUUAACAUACAUAUUUAUAAAACACAUUUCACUUAAUGCGACUUAAACCAGUCAUCACGUAAAUAAAACGAUAAAGAUAUGUAUUUCUAUAGUUUGUGUUGAUCUAGAUGCUUGUAAUUAAUGUGCUCGAUAUGAUUGCAAAUA